AUGGAAGGUGAUAGCACUGACGCUGCGCUUGCCAAGCCCAACAAUAAUUUCGUUCUCGCGUUGUUCACUGAGAACAAACGCAGGAAGACUUUCUACUGUGUUUCUGCAAUAGCUGGUUACGUGGAUGUGGACGAGCUCGUCAGGUGGGGAUUCUAUCUGGACGUCGAUCCAAAGAUCGCAUCGAAGUUACACGACAACUUGGAAGAAUUAUCAAAGCUCAUCGUAUGCUGCGCAUUUUGCCGAGGGAAAUGCAGUUUGAAGACCUUCUUCAUCACCAGCGAAUCGAGUGAAACCAUUCGUCUGCGACAUCGUCACUUACCUCCUGGCUACGAAGCAUAUUCCACUCCACCAAGUGUCUACAAAUGUCACAAGGAAAUGAAUUGGCUGUGCCCCCUGUUGACUGGCAAAUGUCUUUCGAAUGUGGAAUUUUCAUCUCGUGCUCUGAGCAAGGGUUAUCCAUCUGACGAUGAAGAUUUCAACCCAAACCGGAAGAAGAUGCUUUCUAAUGCCAAGCGACUCUGCUCGUUUGAGUUCUCCCCGAAAAGAUACAUUGUAUCUACUGAUGAAAUGGCAAGAUGGGGUCUAAAUUAUACCGGGAUCCGCGAUGAGACAGCUUGUAUUUUUUGUCGUUUGAUUAUUCACAACUGGAAAUACGGAGACAAUCCGUACGAGGAACACCGUAAAUUUUCCCCCAACUGCGCAUUGAUUAGAGGACAUAUCGUCAUUGAUCUCCCAUGCGAGAAUUCCCUCAAUUCUGACGACGUUACCACGGAAAAAAGGAAAGGAGAUGAUCGACGCUCUAAACAGACGAUCUCCAACGAGUUCCUUCAAAUCGGACAAAAUAAAGAAGAGCAGAACAGCAAUGAUUCGCCACCUGCCAAUAGACGACUCACCUCUCCUGAACCAUCCACGAGUUUUGCAGAGCAAAUCAACGACAAAAAGUUCAUCUAUCUUGACGAAAUUCCUCCUGAUGAAACGAACCGAGCGGAAUAUUGUCCUCAUUGCAACCGUGGACCAUUCCGUCAUCACUUCAACCUGAAUCAACACAUCCGUGAUGUUCACCUUCCACCUAGACUGCACCCAGCAAACCAGGUUGGCGGAGGUUCAGGCGUUCAACAACGCAUCGGACGUUUCACCCUUGAGGAAACGGUCAUUCUCGAGAAAGAUAUGGAGGUGCUGCAGUUUUAUAUCAUUGAGAGGGUCGUUGAGUUUCAGGGCUACUGCCUGAGCUCGGAAAUUCCAGAGACACAGUUCGUGGAAGACAUCCGCGUAUUUGGGUGCCCGUCUCACGCUCGCACUUUCUAUCCGGCCUUCGCAACAGUCGGAUCCGUUCUUGAGAAUAGGAGAGAGAGUCAUUGA
Molecule: messenger RNA, 1359 nt
Organism: Darwinula stevensoni
Lineage: Eukaryota; Metazoa; Arthropoda; Ostracoda; Podocopida; Darwinulidae
Source: the annotation of a GenBank genome assembly